Molecule: messenger RNA, 1282 nt
Organism: Didymodactylos carnosus
Lineage: Eukaryota; Metazoa; Rotifera; Eurotatoria; Philodinida; Philodinidae
Source: the annotation of a GenBank genome assembly
AUGGCUACCGGUGGAGAUAACGGUCGUUCCAGACGAAAUAUGAUACCACGAAAUGUCUAUAGUCCGGAUGAAUCGUUCUAUUGUGUCAUGGAUGUUUUAAAUCCAAAUAAAUAUCAUUGUAUUGAUAAAGAUUUGAUUUUAAAACAAAGUGGGAAAAAAGUGAUAGUACGAGAUGGUGAUAAAAUACUUGAAUUCGUAUUAAUAGCUAAAGCAGCAGAUUUAACACGCAUGUCAUCGCAAUCGGAAGAAGAAAACCAAGAACCGGAGAAUGAUGAUGGAUAUAGUGGUGGUACUCGUCGUGAAAGUCAGGUUGCUACAGCAUCUCGAAUAACUACAACCAAUAAUUUUGUAGCACAACCUACAGGAAAGAGAUCGAGCGUUUUCGAUUUAAGCGGAGAAGAGGAAGAAGAUGAAAAUGGAAGUGUUCAUUUCGCUCGUAUGGGUACUCAGCGAAAGACCGUACGACGGCGCAGUCUACCGCCAACUCAAGAUCUGGACGAGAGUCGGUCGUCUAAAAAUAGUGCAACUUCGGCCAUCAGUAAUAACUCAGUUUAUACAACACCUGUCCCUAAUAAUGUAUUAAAAGAUUUAACAGAAUCUAUAAAAGGACAAAUAGCAGAUCUCACUGAUAAAGUAGUAUCGGCUGCAAAACAAACAAGAAAUUUAGUAAAUAUAUACGAUGGACAGAAUCUGUUAUUGAUACCAGGACUCAGUCCUGCUGAAUUUGGUCGUAACGUUCUGUCUACCUUAUUUGCUGAUAAUGAAUUAGCAACGCAUACAAUGCCGUCGUUACAUCGUCAUAAACGUCGUCCGACCGAUCCACCAACAUUGGAUGCCGACAAAAUUGAUAUUUUAAAAAGUGAGCGAACAUUUUUCACUGACCUGUCGUGUCCUUCCUUAGUAAAAGCGGAGAGCAACUGACAUAAAAAAUAGGGCAAAAUUAUUCUUGCUUUUUUUUCUAUUAUUCGGCCGAAAACCAGAACGAAUUUAUUAGCAGAAGUACGAUAAGGUUGAGUUUUUUCACCGCUACAGUCAUUUCCUAUUCAUGGCAUAAAAACUUCAAAACAGUUUGAGUUUUGCGGAGGAUGCAUAGUGACAAAGGAGCUUUGAAAAGAAAGCUUUUGGCAGAGGAAACUUUGUUAUUAUACAAUUGUAUAACUAGCUUCUGUCAUUUAGGUACAAUUCGAAAUAAAUUUUGUAUGACUGAAAAGUUUUUUGCAACUUAUUAUGAAUUAUGUAUUGUUCAAACGUUGCGAACAAAAUGUUCGAAUGCGAAAAUCAA